Pseudophryne corroboree (corroboree frog) is the source of this 1264-nucleotide messenger RNA. RefSeq lists its product as uncharacterized. Bases 125 to 751 code for a protein of 208 amino acids. The record is from RefSeq and is a predicted model, not a curated record. The transcript has 2 exons. NCBI's taxonomy places the organism in Eukaryota, Metazoa, Chordata, Amphibia, Anura, Myobatrachidae.
UCCUAUGAGAGCUGCGAUUUUCUGUUAAGCUUUAUCGGCCUGUACCAUGAGGAGGAGUGUCUGUGGCUGACGUCCUCACCCGACUACAGCAACAAACAGAAGAGGGAGGCUGCUUAUAACCCGCAUGGUGGAGUACUCAAAGCCCACCUACUUUGCUGCCUCGGUGGCCUGGGUCCGGAAGAAAAUUGGCAAUCUACGGACAGUUUUUGUCAAAGAAAACCGCAAGGUGGAGGAGUCCAAGAGGUUAGGGGCCGGUGCAGACAAGGUGUAUGUGCCGCAGCAGUGGUACUACAAAGAACUGCAGUUCCUCCUGGAGAAAAGGUCAGCUAAGGAGUCCCUAGUGGUGAUGGCAGAGUCCGAGGAGGGAAGUCUGGACGUGGAAGAGGCCGAAGGGACACAAGACCUACAGACUCCUGAAGAAGACCUCAGCCGUACCCCUGCCCUCAACACCUCACCAGAGGAACCAAACUCUGUACAGCGACAGGGUGCCAGGAGUAAGCCACGGAAAACCAAAUUUGUUGAAGACCCCCUACUAUUGGAGGCCCGUUCACAGCUACUCCAGAAACCAGAUGAAUUUCAUGACUUUGCGUCAUAUGUGAUCAAAACCAUGCGUAAGGUUUCCGCGCAGCAGCAAGUAGAGUGCCAGUGCCUGGUGUCACAGGUUUUGUACCAAACACUCUCAGGACAAGUGACACCAGAGUGGAAUGUUCAUGGGCCAGAACCUCAAGCACCUGCUCCUCAUCUCCCAUAGACUUUCAGUUCACCACCCAACUACCCUUCCUCCAGUACCCAUCCUUCUCCGCAUCAUAGCUACCAUUCCGGGUUAUCCGCAACCGCAGACCCCAUCCAACUACCCUUCCUCCACAUUCCAUGCUACUCAAGCCCCUCAUCAUCAAACCAGCCAACCUUCCCGUUAUCGUCAACCCCCACCCCCAUCCACCCACCCUUUCCCCCCCCCACUAUCCAAUCUCCUCCUCAAACCAGCUACCCUUCCCAAGCCAGCCACACAUCCAUCGUCCCCUCCACAAUUUUGACCUCCUUGAUGUCACAGAGGGCACAAGAGGAGGAGAUUGAGGUUCCCCGGAACCAACAACCUGCCCCUAGCAGCAUGUGUGUAUUGUGCACCUUAAAGCGGUACCACUCUUAACCGUGGUUUUCAUGAUGCAGCACAUGUGCAUCAUUACAUUUAUGAAAUUUAAAAAAAAAUUGCUAUAUAUAGCGAUAUGGUGCAUUCUGAUACGGCGUUCAGUGGCAUCCCUACUAG